Messenger RNA from Tetrahymena thermophila SB210, 2163 nucleotides. RefSeq lists its product as hypothetical. The record is from RefSeq and is a predicted model, not a curated record. The transcript has a single exon. NCBI's taxonomy places the organism in Eukaryota, Ciliophora, Oligohymenophorea, Hymenostomatida, Tetrahymenidae.
AUGAAUAAUUCUAAUAUUUUCGAUGGUCAUUAAUACACAUUAGCUACUCAGGAAAUCAAAGAGUAAGUCAUUUAUAUGACAGAGGUUCUUAAAGGAGAGAGAAAUUUCUUAAACAAACAUUUCUAAAAUGCAAUCACUAACUACUUCAUGGAAGAUUAUGCAAGCUAGUUCUUGAAGGAAAAAAUGAAUUUAAAAACAUACAAAGAAGUUAAAAAUGUGAUAUCUUAAAAACUAGAAGAAAGAAAAAAAUCUGAAUACCCUGGCACAAAGUAUAUGAAUUUAAUAAACAUUUAUUAUGAAGAGCAUUCUAAAUGGGACACACUUUAGCUAUAUUAAAAUUAUUUGCGCGAUUUAGCACUUUCUAACGAAGAUAAAAACUAUAAAUAAGGAAGUUAAGAGUGGAUUACUGUCUGCUGGAAAAAGGCUACAGCUCUUUUUGUCUUACAUCACUCAUUAAAUCCAAGUCUUUCUUCUAUAUUUGAAAUAUGGAACAGCUUGUAUCCUGAAGACCCUAUAAUUAAGAAGAAAAAAACAAAAGAAGAGAGGGAUAAAGAAAAAAUGAGAGAACAAAUAAAGGAAUAAGGAAGCUGCGAUUAUCAAGACUCUUAUUCAGUAGUAAAGAAAGGCAAAAAAGGUAUUUAAAAAAAUAAAACUCAAAUAGAUAGGUCCUCUCUUAAUAAACAAAAGGACAUUCAAUUAUGGAGAAAAAAUAACAAAAAACAAAGUCCCCACAACCCAAAUUCAGAUCAAGAAGAAAAUAAUUAAUUCGAUAAUAAUAGUGAUGAAAAAUAUUCAUAAAACAGUUCUGAUAAUAAUAACUUCAAUAAUAACAACAACAAUAGAGAUUAAAUAAUUAAGCAAGCAAAUUAAAAAAAGAAAUUUCAAAAUAAUAAAACAAAAGUAGAAGAUUAAGAAAAUAAUUAAUUAGUAGAAAGCUUGACAGAUGUAAAAGAUUCUAUUCAUCUGUUCAAGGAGAGGAUAAUAAAGGAAAAUGGAGGUGAAGGCUUUGACGCAUUCCCAGACUUUGAGUAUAUUCCUAUGACUUCAAAAAUUAAUUAAGAAAGUAACACCACCAAUUCCAUCAUAGUGUAAUAAAUGGAUCAAGAAAAAAUUAAAGAAGAAUACCAAAAUCGUAGUUUUCUUGGCUGCAUGGACAUUGAAUAAAGUAAAGACAAAGAUUCAAUUUUUAAAUCUCUUAUUUUUGCUAAAGGAAACCAGGUAGGUGGUAACAUAAAUUUAAACUUAAAUUUGAACUAAAAUCAAAACAAUAACACUCAAUAAUAACAAUAACAACAACAAUAAUAAUAACCAUAAAGCUCAUUGUUAAUUAAUUAAUCAUAACCCAUAUUUGAAAAUGAAGAUUUUUUUGCUAAAAAUAUGAAUAUUUUCUAAGAUAUUGGUUUUGGAGAUUUAAAUAACGAAUUAUAGAUGUUUGAAUCAUAAAAAAAUCCAACUAUGAAAGUAAAUUUACCCAUAUUUAAUUCACUCACUUUCUCUGCUAUGAAUAUGAACAAUAAUUUUAAUUUGAAUCUCUUAAGCAACAAUAACUUAAACAGCACUUUGUAUCAGUAGAACAACAUUUUUGGUUCUAAAUUUUACUAAUAACUUGAAGAAUAGCAAGUUACAAACAGUUUAUAAUUCUUAAGAAUAUCUGAUAAAAAUGAUUAAAAGGCACCAAUUAAUUAAAGCCUCUAAGUAGAUUUUGAGAGACAAAAUGAAGAAUAAGAUCAAAGACUAGCAUUUGAUAUGGCUCAAACUGAAGACUCUGUUUAUCAUUCUAAUAAAAUUAAAAUUCCAAAUAUUAAAAAGGAAAACGGAGCAGAUAAUUAUUACAAUAAUGAAGAAGAUAAAAAUAAUGAUGAUGGAGUCAGAGAAAUUCAAGAAUUUUUAAACCAUAUAAACUCUCUUCCUAUAGCUUAGUCAUAAAAAUUCAAAGAAAUAUUAAGCAAUAACAUAAAUGGUAGUAUUAACAUCAACAACAACAAUAAUAAUAAUAUUACAAAUUCAAACAACUUAUUAAAUGGUAAUCAAAAAAGUGCUGAUACUUACACUACAUCUUAAGAAGACACAUAAUCCUCAAACACUUUCUCAUCAAAUACUUCUAAUCUGAUUAAUUCUAACCAAUAUUUCCUUAAAAACUUAUCCUAACAUUAAUUUAUAUGA